ACCUCGAACAUGGCCGAUUACAACAUCCAAAAAGAGUCAACUCUCCAACUCGAUCGUCCUCUGUUUAUGAAGAUCUUCUUGAAACACUUUCCACUGGUAAAACCAUAGCCUUGGAUGUCGAAAGCUCCGACACCAUCAACAACGUCAAGGUGAAGAUCCAAGAUAUGCAAAGCCUUAUUUUCGCCGGCAAGCAAUUCGAUGAUGGUUGUCGAACUUUGGCCGAUUAUAACAUCCAGCAGGAGUCCAUACUUGGUUCAGAUUUCAUGUUUCCUCGUCGGAUGCCCAUUUUUUUCAAGACAUUAACGGGGAACAUGAUCAAAUUGGAGGUGGAGAGUUGGGAUACUAUCGGUAAUGUGAAGGAGAAGAUUCAGGACAAAGAAGGGAUUCCAUGGUAUCAACAAGUUCUGAGUUGUGGUGGGAUGCAGUUGGAAGAUGGAAAAACAUUGGGUGAUUACAUAUUCAGAAAGAAUCCACUCUUCACCUUGUGUUGCGUCUUCAGAGUAAGAUUCUAA
Messenger RNA from Hibiscus syriacus, 512 nucleotides. Its product is annotated as ubiquitin-like. Gene Ontology annotation, molecular function: protein tag activity; ubiquitin protein ligase binding. Gene Ontology annotation, biological process: modification-dependent protein catabolic process; protein ubiquitination. Gene Ontology annotation, cellular component: cytoplasm; nucleus. The transcript has 2 exons. Lineage: Eukaryota; Viridiplantae; Streptophyta; Magnoliopsida; Malvales; Malvaceae. The record is from RefSeq and is a predicted model, not a curated record. The coding region runs from base 165 to 512 and encodes 115 amino acids.